This is a messenger RNA of Blepharisma stoltei, 861 nucleotides long. The record is from the annotation of a GenBank genome assembly. Lineage: Eukaryota; Ciliophora; Heterotrichea; Heterotrichida; Blepharismidae.
AUGGGUGGAACUACCUAUACAAUAACAGCAUUUGCUGACAACAAAUUGAUCAAUGAUACUUCAUCAUAUAAAGCAAUGACUGUCAAUAUCUCAACUAGUGAUCUCCCACAAAUCCAAUCCACAUCAGUUACUUUUUCAGGAAGUAUUCCAACAAGCACUGGUGAUAGCAUCAGACAAAAGCUCGCAAAGAAUAUGGGUGUUAAUCCAUUAUGGUUAACUGGCCAAAGUGUUACCCCAUCAACCAGAAUGCUCGCAGAUGGCACAGGGACAACAACCACAACUACAUUCGCUUAUAAUGUGAUUUAUGAUAGAAGCAAACCAAGCUAUACACCUUCAGGCAUCAUUGGAAACCUUGAUAGUGCAACUGCUACAAGUGAAUUAACGACAUUGGUUGGAACUGCGCCUACUUAUGGAGCCACUAAUGCUGUUCAAACUGGCACUGCACCAUCUUUGACAAGCCCAUCAGUAACCACUAAAACUGACACCUCUGUAACAUUGAGUGCAACUUCUAGUCAAGUAGGAACUAUUUAUGCAGCUUGCAGCACUUCUUCAGGAUAUACAGCAUACUCAUGGCAAGUUGUAGAUGGGCUGGAUGGUACUUCUUCAGCUGUCCCACAUGGCUCGGCAACUGUUGCAACAGCAGCUACAGCUGUGACAUUAACAGUGUCAAACAUGAGUGCAGGCAGGAGUUAUAGUUGCUACCUUACAGCAUGCAACAGCUAUCCAUUGUGGUCGACAUGCAGUGACGUAACUACAUCAACAACUGUCACAGUUACAACAAGCGGUUCAAGCUCAACUGAUAGUAGUGCAGUUGUCAUGGGAACAGGAGUUUUAGCAGCACUCUUCUUAAUCUUUAACUAA